AUGGACAAGCGAAAAGAAUCCGAAAUUCCACAGAAUGGACAUGUUGUGAAACGACCUCGUGUGGAAGAUGUAACUUUAGUCUCAGAAGAAGAUACUGUAUCCAGGACUUCUGACUUAGUGGCUCCUAAUUUGCAAAUGUUAGGACAUACUUCAGAAGUUUUAACAUCAAGAUUUGAUCCCUCUGGCUCAAAAUUUGCGUCUGGAGGGAUGGAUCGUCAAAUACUUUUAUGGAAUGUAUUCGGAGAAGUCAGUAAUUUUGGUAUUUUGUCUGGUUCAAAAGGUGCCAUAACGGAUUUACAAUGGAGCAGAGAUGGUGAAGUUUUAUACAACGCUUGCUCCGACACUAACUUAUACUCCUGGAAUACGAACUCCGGACAGAAAAUAAGAAAGUACAAAGGCCAUGCUGGCGUGGUCAAUGCUCUAGAUGUAUUACGGGUCGGUUCUGAACUAUUAGCUUCAGUCAGUGACGACUCGACUUUGAAGGUAUGGGAUACCCGUUCUAGAGACUGUAUACAAAGCAUAGAAGAAAAAUUUCCACUUACGGCUGUCGCCAUUUCCCAGCAAGGCACUACUGUAUACACAGGAGGAAUCGAGGGUAACAUCAAAGCUUGGGAUUUAAGAACAAACGAAGUUCUCUACACUCUAAAAGAACAUAAUGAUAUUGUAACGAGCUUGUCUUUGUCUAAGGAUGGUUCCACUUUAUUAUCCAAUUCUAUGGACAACACAGUACGAACAUUUGAUGUGAAACCAUUUGCUCCUUCCAGUAGACAGAUCAAUGUUUACAAUGGAGCCGUUCAUGGAUUAGAGCAUAAUCUUCUGAGAGCCGCAUGGAGUGGUGAUUCUCGUUUAGUUGCUACAGGUAGCUCAGAUCGAAACACAUAUAUCUGGUCAUCCUCUUCGGGUGAAGUGAAAUACCAAUUGCCUGGUCAUGAAGGUUGUGUUAAUCACGUCGAUUUUCACCCUACCCAAAACAUCAUUCUGUCGUGUUCUUCUGACAAAACAAUGUUUCUUGGAGAACUUAGUUAA
Messenger RNA from Schizosaccharomyces osmophilus, 1026 nucleotides. RefSeq names its product U5 snRNP complex subunit Spf38 (gene spf38). The transcript is spliced from 5 exons. The coding region runs from base 1 to 1026 and encodes 341 amino acids. Gene Ontology annotation, molecular function: RNA binding; protein binding. Lineage: Eukaryota; Fungi; Ascomycota; Schizosaccharomycetes; Schizosaccharomycetales; Schizosaccharomycetaceae. Gene Ontology annotation, cellular component: catalytic step 2 spliceosome. The record is from RefSeq and is a predicted model, not a curated record.